Miscanthus lutarioriparius is the source of this 1233-nucleotide messenger RNA. NCBI's taxonomy places the organism in Eukaryota, Viridiplantae, Streptophyta, Magnoliopsida, Poales, Poaceae. The record is from the annotation of a GenBank genome assembly.
AUGGGUGGUCGUCAGAACAUUCUUGAGAUUGACAAAGAGAGAAUGGUUGCCAAGGUCGAGCCUCUUGUUAGCAUGGGUCAGAUAACUAAAGCUACCUGCCCGACGAAUCUUUCGCUCGCUGUGGCUCCUGAGUUUGAUGACCUUACCGUUGGUGGUCUGAUAAAUAGUUAUGGAAUUUCAGGGGGCUCUCACAUCUAUGGCCUCUUCUCUGACACGGUUGUCGCGAUGGAGGUUGUUCUUGCAGAUGGUCAGGUUGUGAGAGCUACCAAGGACAAUGAGGACUCUGACCUUUUCUAUGGCAUGCCAUGGGGGACCUUGAAGGAAAUCGCGGAGGCUUAUGCUGAUUCUUUCGUGCCAAGGGAUGGUGACCCUGCAAAGAUCCCUGACUUUGUAGAAGGGAUGGUGUACUCAUCCUCAGAGGGUGUGAUGAUGACCGGUGUUUAUGCCUCGGAAGAGGAGGCAAAGAAGAAGGGCAACAAGAUCAACCGUGUAGGCUGUUGGUUUAAGCCCUGGUUCCACCAGUAUGCUGAGACGGCUCUGAAGAGGGGUGAGUUCGUGGAGUACAUUCCUACAAGGGAGUACUACCAUCGCCACACUAGAUCCCCGUAUUGGGAAGGCAAACUGAUCAUACCGUUCGGGGACCAGCUCUGGUUCAGGUUUCUGCUUGGCUGGCUGAUGCCACCAAAGAUUUCCUUGCUCAAGAUCACCCAGGGUGAAGCUAUCAGGAACUACUACCAUGACAACCACGUGAUCCAAGAUGUGCUGGUGCCGCUUCACAAAGUCAGCGACGCUCUUGAGUUUGCUCACCGUGAACUGGAGGUUUACCCAGUGUGGCUGUGCCCGCAUCGGCUGUACAAGCUUCCCGUGAAGACGAUGGUGCACCCGGAACCAGGAUUUGAGCAGCAUCGCAGGAAAGCCCAAAUGUUCAGCGACGUCGGCUUCUACUACGCUCCUGCCUCUGCCUCUGUUCUACGGGGUGAGGAGUUCAACGGUGCCGAAGCCGUGUAUAGGCUGGAGCAGUGGCUCAUUAGGAACCACGGGUACCAGGCGCAGUAUGCGGUGUCUGAGCUGAGCGAGAAGGACUUCUGGAGAAUGUUUGAUCCCUCUCCCUAUGAGCACUGCCGCCGCAAGUACGGCGCUGUAGGGACCUUCAUGAGCGCCGCCCACUACAAGUCCAAGAAAGGCGAAGCUGAAGCUGCCAUCCUAGAAGCUGCUGAUGCUGAUGCGGAGUGA